CUCCGAGCCGCACGCUGUUUGAAACGGGGCCAGCGUGUCUUGUGAAGCAGAAGGGAGCUCCGUGAAAGUGGGUCACCUUCCGGAUCAAUCCGGACCCUGCCGUUUCUCCCGAGAGAUUGCCAUUAUCUGGACACACACAGAGCGCAUUAGUCAACACACAGGACCCCUGACCUUUAACCUGACACCCCAUCAGCCGUUGGCAGCAGGACGCCAGCCUGGUUACUACAGCGCUAAAAGCUGCUCCGUCAUGUGUGGUGGUGCAAUCAUCUGAUCCCAGAUCAGCCUGAGAGAGCGAGAGCGAGAGAGAGAGAGAGAGAGAGAGAGAGCAGAGAACACAAAUAUAAAAGAAAACAGUCUUUUUCUGUCUUCAUACUCACUGUUCGUCUCUCAGAAGAGGAGAACAUUAACAUGUGUGCAGAGAAACUGAGAGCUGAGACCUGACAGUGACACAGGAGACACAACCGGCUUCGAAAAAGAUCACAGCUGUAGAGAGCUGCUGCGUGUGUGUGUGUGUGUGUGUGUGUGUGUGGAAAACAGACGCCCAUGUGAGCAGCAGCAGCGCAGGAGAAUCUCAUCGGCUCCGUUCCAGCGUUCGGCCGCGGCUCCGGCGAAGGGGAUGUGAGAAGAUGUCCGUGGGAGGCUGCGCGUGUCCCGGCUGUUCCUCCAAGUCGUUCAAGCUGUACUCCCCAAAGGAGCCCCCCAACGGAAGCGCUUUCCCCCCCUUCCACCCCGGCACCAUGCUGGACAGAGACGUGGGUCCGACGCCCAUGUAUCCCCCCACAUACCUGGAGCCGGGCAUCGGGAGACACACACCUUACGGGAAUCAGACAGACUACAGGAUAUUUGAACUCAACAAGCGGCUUCAGAACUGGACAGAGGAGUGUGAUAAUCUGUGGUGGGACGCUUUCACUACUGAAUUCUUUGAGGAUGACGCUAUGCUCACCAUCACGUUUUGUCUGGAAGACGGUCCUAAACGAUACACGAUCGGCCGGACGCUGAUUCCUCGUUACUUUAGGAGUGUGUUUGAAGGCGGCGCCACAGAGCUCUACUACAUUCUCAAGCACCCUAAAGAGUCCUUCCACAACAACUUUGUGUCUCUGGACUGUGAUCAGUGUACGAUGGUCACGCAGAACGGCAAACCCAUGUUCACACAGGUGUGUGUGGAGGGCCGUCUGUACCUGGAGUUCAUGUUCGACGACAUGAUGAGAAUAAAGACGUGGCAUUUCAGCAUCCGGCAGCACAGAGAGCUCAUUCCCCGCAGCAUCCUGGCCAUGCAUGCUCAGGACCCGCAGAUGUUGGAUCAGCUGUCCAAAAACAUCACCAGAUGCGGCCUGUCAAACUCCACCCUCAACUACCUCCGAUUGUGUGUGAUCCUGGAGCCCAUGCAGGAGCUGAUGUCCAGACACAAGACGUACAGUCUGAGUCCCCGAGACUGUCUCAAGACGUGUCUGUUCCAGAAGUGGCAGAGGAUGGUCGCUCCUCCAGCUGAACCGGCCAGACAGGCGCCGAGUAAGCGACGGAAGCGCAAGAUGUCAGGCGGCAGCACCAUGAGCGCCGGCGGCGGCUCCAAUAACAACAGCAACAACAAGAAGAAGAGCCCAGCAAACAGUUUCCCGCUGUCCAGUCAGGUCCCGGAUGUGAUGGUGGUGGGCGAGCCCACGCUGAUGGGCGGUGAGUUCGGGGACGAGGACGAGCGUCUGAUCACGCGGCUGGAGAACACACAGUUUGACGCGGCCAACGGCAUCGACGACGAGGACAGCUUUAACAACUCGCCCGCGCUGGGAGCCAACAGCCCCUGGAAUAACAAGCCUCCGUCCAGCCAGGAGGGCAAGAACGACAACCCCACCUCACAGGCGUCUCAGUGAGACUCAGGGCGGGGCUGGGGGCGGGGCCAGGGAGCGUCAGGCAUCCAAUGGGAAGAAAGAGGUGCGGUCGACUCAUUCAUCUACCUGCAGUAGCUGGUCUUCCUGUCAGCAGAGGAAGUGAACCUGCAGGACCAGAGAUGAGCGUCGCACCACAACAGAAACCGUUUACUCGACACAGGACAGUUUUUAUUCACACACUCGUGGUUUUGUUGGUGAUUUAUGAGGAGCCUGUAGAUAGUUCAUAUGUUUAAGUUAAGAUGAAGCAGAGAAAUCUGACCACGUAAAACGCCAACAAGACCAACAAAUAUCCAGCUCUGGUUUCACUCACAAGAAAUGACGUUUUGCAUGAGGAAAAUAUAAUUUUUUUUUUUUUGAAAGAUAAUUUUAGUUUUAAUACUGUUUUGUAUGGAAGCUUGUUUCUGCCACUGAAUAAAAAUAUAAAAAGGUAAUUGGAACUUUCUACCUCACAAUUCAGACUUUUCAGAAUUAUUUUUUUUUAAUUCAGACUUUUUUUCUAGCAGUUGUGAGUUUUUAUCUCAUGAUUCUGACUUUUCUCGCAAUUGCGAAUUAUCUAAAUUCUGACUUUUUUUUUUCUUGCAAUUGCGACAUUUUAUCUCACGAUUCUAACUUUUCUCACAAUUGCAAAUUUUUCUCAAUUCUGACUUUUUUUUUUCUCAGAACUGUGACUUUGUCUCGCAAAUGCAACUUUCUCUCACAAUUGCGACUUAUCUCACAAUUCUGACUUUUUUCUCACAAAUACGACUUUCUCUUACAAUUCUGACUUCUCGCAAUUGCAACUAUUUCAUUCAGAUUUUUUUUUCUUGCAAUUGCGACUUCUCACAAUUGUUUUUUUUUUCUCAAAAUUGGUGAGAUAAACUCAAAAUAUGAACUAAAAUUGUAAGAAAAUAUUAUUUUUCCUCAGAAUUGGACUUUAUAACUUCCAACAUCUCAAUUCUGAGAAAAAAAGUUGCAAUUACCUUUUUAAUUUCUUAAGUAGCUUCCAUAGUUUUGUUACUGUAUUGCAAUGAGAGAAUUUUUUUAAUUUUUUUUAUGUGAAUCAGCAUAAAUCAAAACACUACCGUUCCUAUCCUCUUGUUUUGCAUUACAGUAAUGAGAAUUUGCUGGGGAAAAUGUUUAAUCAUCAUUUCAAUGCAAACAAACUAAUGGUUCUAAUAGUAGGCUAGAUAUUUUCUUUCAGCAAAAUGUCAUUUCUUAUGUUUGGAGUAAAAUAUCAAACACAACAGAUUAAUUUGCAGUCUCACAUCUUCCUCUGAUUGCUGGAGGAUGUUUAAUAUCACAUGAAGAGCGUUUCAACUCAGACGCGUUUUGGAGAAUUUUAUCCAUGUUUUAUACCAGCCUCUAUUUCCCUAGAAUGUUUUAUUUUAUUAUUUUGGUUUCUUUUUUUCUUUUUUUACUGAUGUUGAAAGCUGCAAACCAAGGAGUAACAGAACCGUCGAGGUCCUUAAAGAUUUCAAGCCUCAGAUUCUAUUGGUUUGUCUUAUUUUUAAAGAGAGUCGUUUAGCGUGGGCUUUGAUUGAUUUCUGUGUACUUGUGCUUGUAUAUUUAAGGUAGUAGCAGAGUUCUGUAUAACUGUAUUGAGAUGUAUUCCUCCUUAGAGUUACAUAAAGCCAUUCUGAUCUAAUGUGUAAAAAAAUGCAAAACGUGAAAGAUGAAAACACACCAACCUCGUCUUUUCCCCUCUUGAUUAUUUUUUUAAUUUGCAUAUACGACUGAUGAAUUGAAAUCAAGGGCACGGUCUGUGUUUGUUGCCUGAUUGUUUGAGUUUCUGCCACAGAAGACGCUUUAAGCAGACUUCAGUGUUUGUUUUCUAUCAGUCUGUUUCUUCAUCUUCUGUUCUUCACGUGUUUAAGGGAGACCAACUGUGAUCAGCUAGUCAUGUUUCAUUAACAUGUUAGUUGUUUUAUUUCACCCACACACCCAAUACUGCUGAAACUCAGAUUUUUGUACUAUUUGAUGAUUUUUUUCUCUCUCUACUUCUGACCAGCUGAAUCGAUCUGAAUGAAUUAAAGGUCUGCACUUGUAAUUGAAACAAACUGGUGAUCUUUUCCACCUUUAACCUUGUAGAUGCCCCUGUUUGAUAUAACUUUGUUUUCUUAAUUUCUGCCCUUGAUUAAAUUAAUGUAUGGAACCAAUAAAAUAUGAAUUUUCACUUUAA
Molecule: messenger RNA, 4041 nt
Organism: Onychostoma macrolepis
Lineage: Eukaryota; Metazoa; Chordata; Actinopteri; Cypriniformes; Cyprinidae
Gene: ldb1b
Product: LIM-domain binding 1b
Exons: 13
Coding region: 627-1865 (412 amino acids)
Biological process (GO): negative regulation of transcription by RNA polymerase II; positive regulation of transcription by RNA polymerase II; nervous system development
Cellular component (GO): transcription regulator complex; nucleus
Molecular function (GO): LIM domain binding
Source: RefSeq, a predicted model, not a curated record